CGCGGUUGUCCCUCGUCUCUUACCUACAAUCCAAUAGAAAAUGCUAUUCUUGUUAUGAGUCGACCCCAGUUGGGAGACACAGUCACUGGAGCCAGUACGACAAAUCUUGGCUCCAAUUCCUCAAACGGUAUCUGUCUUUAUGACCUCUAUAUGCUGCCAACUGAGGGCAGUGGGCAUCCGGAACAAGCUGACCCACGUUCUGGACAAGGCUCAGCUGCGGUCUGGGUGGGCCGGAACAAAUUUGCUGUUCUUGAGGCCACUGGAACGAUUUCGAUUAAAAAUCUACAAAAUGAGCGCAUUAAAAAAGUUGAAAUGCCCGGUGUUGACCAUAUUUUCUCUGCUGGGCAUGGCAAUGUUCUUAUCCGAGAUCCUAACGGAAUCAGCCUAUGUGAUAUUACUAAUAAGCGCAUCCUAGCGACCAUGAAAAAUGCCAAAUUCAUUCGACAUGCCGUAUGGUCCCCAGAUGGUCAGUAUGUUGCUCUCUUCAGCAAGCUUUAUCUAUAUCUUUGCGAUCGACAGCUAGAUGUAAAAGCCACUAUCCACGAGACAGUUCGCAUCAAAAGCGGUGCUUGGGAAGAGCAUAGUGCGUUCAUCUAUACCACUAGUAAUCAUAUCAAGUAUACGCUUAUUAAUGGGUAA
Messenger RNA from Protopolystoma xenopodis, 639 nucleotides. NCBI's taxonomy places the organism in Eukaryota, Metazoa, Platyhelminthes, Monogenea, Polystomatidea, Polystomatidae. The record is from the annotation of a GenBank genome assembly.